This is a messenger RNA of Trichoderma gamsii, 663 nucleotides long. Its product is annotated as peroxidase. Bases 1 to 663 code for a protein of 220 amino acids. Lineage: Eukaryota; Fungi; Ascomycota; Sordariomycetes; Hypocreales; Hypocreaceae. The record is from RefSeq and is a predicted model, not a curated record. Gene Ontology annotation, biological process: cellular response to oxidative stress; cell redox homeostasis; cellular oxidant detoxification. Gene Ontology annotation, cellular component: cytosol; mitochondrion. The transcript is spliced from 2 exons. Gene Ontology annotation, molecular function: peroxiredoxin activity.
AUGGCUGCCGUCCUCCGUCUGGGCUCUGAAGCCCCCAACUUCAAGGCCGACACCACUCAGGGUCCCAUUGACUUCCACGAGUUCAUUGGCGACAACUGGGUCGUCUUCUUCUCCCACCCCGAGGACUUCACUCCCGUCUGCACCACCGAGCUGGGCGCUUUCGCCAAGCUGCAGCCCGACUUCACCAAGCGCGGCGUCAAGCUGAUUGGUCUCUCUGCCAACACCGUCGACUCCCACCACACCUGGAUCUCCGACAUCAAGGAGGUCACUGGCGGUCAUGUCACUUUCCCCAUCAUUGGUGACAAGUCUCGUCAGGUUUCCCUGCUCUACGAUAUGAUCGACCACCAGGACGCCACCAACGUCGACGAAAAGGGCACUGCCUUCACCAUCCGCUCUGUCUUCUUCAUCGACCCCAAGAAGAAGAUCCGCACCAUCCUCUCCUACCCUGCCUCCACCGGCCGCAACGCCGCCGAGGUCCUCCGCAUCAUCGACUCCCUCCAGACCGGCGACAAGUACCGCGUCACCACCCCCAUUGACUGGCAGCCCGGCCAGGACGUCAUCGUCGCCCCCGUCAUCAAGGACGAUGAGGCCAGGAAGCUGUUCCCCAACUUCAAGACCAUCAAGCCUUACCUGCGCAUGACUGCCCUGCCUGAGGUCUCAUAG